Spodoptera exigua (beet armyworm) is the source of this 2983-nucleotide messenger RNA. Lineage: Eukaryota; Metazoa; Arthropoda; Insecta; Lepidoptera; Noctuidae. The record is from the annotation of a GenBank genome assembly.
AAACGUGGGGUUGUUCCAGAGGCCGCGUGGCGCCGCUCGCGCGCUCCGACCUAGUGGUGCACGGCCGGCCCGCGCGCCGCCCGCGCCCUCUACACGAGCGAGUCAAACGCGAGGCAGAGUCGGAAGCCGGGGACGUGAUCGACCUAGGCGCGCCGCGCCGCCCGCGGCGGCCGCCAGCCGAGUCUCGGCAGCCAGGCCGGCCGCGUACUCGGCCUCCCUACACGCCCAACCCGCGCCUGUACCCGGGGCCGCGUCCCAAGCUCAAGCGUGCGGAGCCCCGCGGAAACGAAGGCCGCGGCCGGCGCCGCAACCGCGUGUUUCGGCGGCCAGUGCCAAACCCGCGCCUGUACCGGCCCGCGCCCCUGCGCCCCCCUCCUCCGCCCGCUUGGCCGCGCGCUACCUGGCCGCCGCCCGUGCCUGCCUCCAGGCUCGAGACCGCUUCGCGCGUCGCCUUGCGGUUAAGCGAGCAACGGCGAGGCUGCCGCGCACGACUGGCCGAGCCUUCACCAGUGCGGGCCGAGCGCCCACGGGUCCGGGCCGCACGUUCUCCCGCGCGCUCGCUGCUCCUGCCUGCGCCGGCGCUGUCGCAGCCUUCGACGGCCGGCUCGCCCUCGCGACCCUCGCGGCGCCUGGUGGUGACUCUGCCAGUGCCGCCCAGCGCCUCCUGCGAGCCGCUGCCUCGCUACCGGCCAACGAGCGAGCACUUUCGGCAGCGUUCGCAGGCCGCGGAGUCCGACACGUCGACAUCGGUGGCGGGCCGGCCAGGUCUGUGCUCUCCUCCGUCGGCCGCCGCGCCCGCCAUGGACACGGGAAACAGACACUCGACCAGUCCGGAGGACUGUUCCGACGGCAACGAGAGUUUGUCCGCUCCCAGCGAGUUCCUGGCGGAGUUCCUGUCAGCGAUCAUGCGGCGGCAGUACGCCGAGGCGCUGAAGUACUGCCGGCUGAUCCUGCAGUACGAGCCCCACAACGCCACGGCGCGCGGCUUCUACCCGCUCCUGCAGCACAAGGUGCGCACGCAGCCCGCCGCCGGCGCCGACGGAGCGCGCCACGCCGCCGCCGGCGCUGACGGGGCGCACCGCCCGCUCGCCGCGCCCUCGUUCCCCGCCUCCGCCGGCUCCAGCGCCCAUCAAGAAAUGAUGGAGCAAGGCGCAGACGACUCGGACGGAUCGGCGUCAGGGUCGGCGUCGCGCUGCUCGUCGCGGUCGCGGUCAGCCGGCUCCUGCGCCUCGCAGUCCUCGCUGGAGCUCGACUCGUCCGACGCGCUGGCGCAGUCCUCGGCCAGCGCCUCGCUCAGCCGCCGCACGGACCACUCCGACAGUGCGGCGGGCUGCUGGGAGAGCACGGGUUCGGAGGAUGACAACGGCAACGCGGGCGCGGCCGGGGGCGCGGGGGCGCGCGCGGACGACGUGCACAACGACAACGUGGCGCCGCGCACGGACUCGGCGAGCUCGCUGCGCCGCCUGCGCGCGCAGUUCACGUGCUCCAUCAAGUGAGCCCCGCCGGGCUUGUCGUCGUCUUGUAUUGUACGCGUCACCUUCGUCUAAAGUUUGCUUUAUAUGUUGUUAGACUGUAUCUCUCUGUAGGACCAACGGUGGAGCAUAUCUCUCUUGUACGUAAUCGUCGUGUACUCGGUGUCUAGUGUCGCGUCACCUAGUGCGGGUCCUGUCCGCACUAAUGCCAGCUGCAGUACAUUACCGAGCCGUGUGGCGCGCGGCGCUGACAUAUCUUAGUGUGAAACCGGCACGACACGACACGCUAAUGUAUUUCUGCCAUUCAUUCUGCACGCACUGGCGGCGUCAGGUUGCCGAGAGUGCUUUUCCAAAAUAUAGUUGAUACUCUAACAUAUUGUCAUUUGUCACAUGUACCUAAACAUAACGCAAUACCCAGAUCACCCAGCCGGCCUCUGUCCGCGCGCCCAGCGACUGGCUACAGUGAGCGGCCUUUGACUGCUGUGUUAAACUGUUUGUUGUCGCAUUAACGCAUCCAGGAGCGUUGUGCGACGAAUGGCGAUUGAAAUAACGAACACGCAUAUGUAAAGACGGCAUUCGCAAUCGCUAUUCGCUCGUUCACCGUGGUAUGUGGGACAAGUGCCACCCCUCCAGCUAGCUGUAAGAAGUACCUUCGUCUGUAUGAGCUGAGUGUAACGAGAAGACUGAAUGAAGUGUCCCGGCACUAUGCUACAGACUACAGCUGACGCAGAUUGUAUUAGGUAUAUAUCCCUCAUAAAUAUACUCCUGCGUUUGUAUAGCCCGCGGCAACUAACGUGGCCAAAUUAAUUCAUGGUGUGGGUUCCUUCGCGCAUUGUUUAAUUCCACUAUUUCAUGGUUACUGUCAUCAUUAGUUUUAAUUUUGCGUAUUCGGAAGAAAGUUGAUAUUAUGGAAUAAAAAAAGGAAUUGAUGUGUGUGGAAUAAUGAGAAGAUACACAAUGCGCCAACACACCUGCGGACAACAACCUAGGUACCAUGGUUUGUCCCAUGACAUUGUCAAGUGUACCAAACUAUUUACAUUUUUUGUUAGUUUGCUAUGUCUAUUCUUUGCAAAACUUUCACUGCUACUGAUUUAUAUUUCGUGUUCGUAAAAACACUAAUAAAAAAUGUAUCAAAUUAAUGUGCAACUCAACUAUAGUCUGUAGUCUGGCUGUUCGUACAACCCUCGUCCUAAAAUUGAAGUGAGUAGAGGUUCAAUUUGUAACACUAACGGCACUAACGACUGCGCGUCUACCUAUAAAUUAAAACGUUGACCACAGGCUGCCAGCGACUUCACGAGGCCUACAUUAUUGGUGUUUGUAUGUUGUACAUAGAAUAUAUUGGUCACAGAUUAUUAAGCGUCAGUACGGGCACAUUUGUAUGUAUCAACCCAGUGGGACGCAAAACUGCGCACUAGGCGCCCUCUACCGGAACUGUUGCUGAUAAGUUCUUGGGAUUUCAUAUUUAUAUAAAUAUAUAUCUGUUUGUAAGGAAAUAAAACUUGUUAAAUGAU